AUGGAUCCCACUAAAGACACAUCUCCUGAGUUCCAAAGAAAAUUCAAAUGGAUCAAGAAGCUCGGAAAUGGCUCUUUUGGCGCCGUUUACCUCUUUGAGUCUCGGAUUACAAGGGAAAAAUUUGCAUGCAAGGUAGCAGUGGACCCUGGAGCGCAAGAAGCUCUCCUACGAGAGGUUGCUAUCCUCAAAAGGCUGCAUCAUGUAAGUGUCAACUUCUGUAUCCUGGCCCCUGAACUUGCUACUGACAUUAUCCAAGCCGAAUAUUAUCGAGUACGUUACCAGCCAUUUCUAUCUCAAUCAAAGACCAAACUGUUUGAUUAUGGCGUACCAUCCCCUUGGCUCGCUGGAGAAUUAUAA
Molecule: messenger RNA, 357 nt
Organism: Trichophyton benhamiae CBS 112371
Lineage: Eukaryota; Fungi; Ascomycota; Eurotiomycetes; Onygenales; Arthrodermataceae
Exons: 1
Coding region: 1-357 (118 amino acids)
Biological process (GO): protein phosphorylation
Molecular function (GO): protein kinase activity; ATP binding
Source: RefSeq, a predicted model, not a curated record